UCAGCUUGUAAAUCUAUUGCACUUUCGCGACUGGGUAGAGUUUGAAUUGGUGUCCCGCCUCCAUUCGGAGGCCUUAGGAGCGAAGUCCCAGUUUAUUGGCUGUUGGCAGCGACCGGCCGCUUAUGUUAAAUCUGUUCGGGUCUGGACGGCCGUACGUGAUCAUGUGUUGCUGUGCGGCUCGAGUGGAAUUCGUCGCUUCCUCUAGUCACGACCGUUUUUGAAUAGUGAGUCAUUCGCAGUCGUGAUUCACUUGGUGGAUGAAUGCGCUGUAUUUCAUUCGGAAACAGACCUGCACUUGCCACUGUUCUAGUGCGUGUCCAUGAUGAUGCUUCAUUCAGCGAUCGCUUAGUCUGUCGCGUCCGUGGCGGCCGUGUUCUGCUCCAGACUUUUUCGGCUCCCAAGCCUGUCUGCCGGAUAAGGAUGCUUCAGGGGCUUGGUGGUCCAGAUCGAGAUAGCCCGGUCUUCCGGCUGCGUUUCACGACCUUCAUCGUGGGCACCGUCUGCCUGCCGCUCAUCGGCUUCGUGUUUUGCAUCUUCAUUUCACUGAUCUUUCAUUUCGAUGACUCCACCGCUACGCACUGUAAGGUUCCCAACUACCUGCCCUCUAUCAGUGCUUCCAUAAGUCUCAUACCUGAGCGUUACAUCUGGCGCUUCUGCAUCAGUCUGCACGCCGCCCCCAGGUUCCUGGCAGCAGUGAGCUACUGGAAUUUCUACAACAUUUGUUUCAAAACUCAGCGGAUCUACCAGUUCCUGAGCUUCUUGAACCUGCUACUGAAUAUCUUAGAAAACCUGGGACUGCUGCUGCUCACCUAUGUGUGUUCAUCUGAGAAUUACUGGCUUCAUAAAAAUGGCUUUAUCACGUUCAUCGGUAGUUCGAUCCUACACAUGCUUGUAACCUGCCUUCUGUGGAAGAUUAUUAAAGUGUAUUCAGUAAGUCCGGAGGAGCAGACGUCCUACAAGUGGAAGAUUCGCCUUUUCUUCUUCAACUUGAUUCUGUGCAUCAUUGCUUGUUACUUCUAUGUCCGGCAUAACAGAUACUGCGAACCAGGCAUUUACACCUGUUUUGCUUUCUGUGAGUACUUCGUGGUCUUCUCCAACAUGGCGUUCCAUUUGACAGCGUACUGGGAUUUUGGAAACAAAGACGUGAUGGUUGUCACCCCACCAGAGAGCAAGCGCUUCUGACAGAACCUCCGAGGCCGAGACAGCUGGAUGGAGGAUGGCAGCUGUUCCUUUCAGAAUCCUCAGAACACUUCCCAAGUAACUGGCACAAUGAGGAAGAUACCAGAGGAAGAGCUUUUUCAUAUAUUCCUUUAAAGCACAAUGAGUCACUGGUCAUUUCAAACUUCAGCUGACACAUAACACAGAAAACCUUGUUAAAUGCACAAACAGGCUCACUUUGACCUACCAGAAAGAUCAGUGCUUAGGCAAGUAUUGGAAUACGAAUAAGAAUAGUUCAGGAUUGAUCUGCACACCACUAGGCCGAUUUUAAGUAUGGGGCACCAGAAAAGUACAGUUUUAAUGGUGCGCCCAUUCGUCACUUCUAUCUGGAAAAGCAACAGUGCAACAACAUGUGAAGUGAGACUAACUCUGCACUUAAAGAAUUUCUUUGUUUUAAUCUGAAAAAGGACUAAACCAGGAUUCCUUCACUUCCGGAAAAACUAGACAUAAUGUCUUGUAGCUCUUCUGCAGACUAACUUGACCACUCAGUCCCCACAGGCCUGAUAACUGCAUUGAUGUUAGGAAUGCUUUUUCACUUUAUGACAGUCUCACAAACCUCUCUGUGUUCGUGCCUUUGCAUAAUGCAACUACACUUGAUGCACCUUCUUUUUCUAUCCGCUCAUAUUUCUCCAUGGCAGUCCUGUGUUUCAGUGUUUGCCUUUUCACCACAUACUGUAAAAAAAUUCAUGUCCCAUGUGUCAUUGACUCAUUCAUUUGCAUUUUAAACCUCUCUCUUUCAUGAAUGGCACAGAGCUUACUGGGGUGAAGUUGCGCGAUCUGUUUGUCAUCUUUCAGGUCUACCUGCUCUCAAAAUACUUAUGACUGACUUCUCUUAGACCAGAGCAAUCCACUUUGUCUACAUUAUGUAGAACACAGGCCUCUUGAGGUACCUGAUUCUAUUGAAGGUCUAAAACUUCAGAUCUUGAUUUGAUAGUCAGAAAGUCCCGUAUUCUGUUGCAUUGUAUUCUUGAUCUCCUGUUGCUAGAAUCCGUUAAUGGUUUUAGUAAGUUGCUACUGCCUCAUAGAGUAGGUACUAUAUCCCAGCAUCCCUCAAGUCUACAUACAAAUGCCGUUUUUCUUUGCAAAUAUUUAAGCUAUAACAUGGAUGUCUGCUGUAGUUUUGUAAAUCUCAGGAAAUUGGUUAUUUGUAUUACUGUUGGUGGUUUGUUUUUUAAUUCUGUACUGUGAACGUUUUAAAGUUUUAGAAUUGUUUAGGGGUUUUAAGACCAAUGUCUUUUGGGGACACAACUAUUGAAAUACACAUUUUAUUUCACCGAGUUAUAAAUGUUGUACUGCAGUGGAUACUGUGAAAUCCAUUUUAACAGCUCCCUGUAUCAUACUUUCUGUCUCACUCUUAAUUGCCUCAAGGAUCUCCUUUAUAAAGGAUAAUUAAGGCUCUUUGUGUCAGUUUUCUCAUCAAACAAGAUGAGAAAAUUGCUGAACAGAAAAGACUCCUCGUGUGAGGACAUUCCUGUCAAAAUGCACAUUAAAUCCCAAGAGGGCUCUUUGACAUCAUAACCUGAAACACAAACUUGAAAUCUGUAUGAUUUUUUAUUUUUAAAUAACACCAUAUGAAAUUAAAAAAAUAAUGCUACUGGGUUGUUCUUUCUUAAAAAUAUUUCGAUUUCCUGUUAAAUAAUUAAUUAUUUUCAUGUUUUGUGAGGCGAUUCCCCUGCCAAAGAAAGAAAGUAGUAAGGCUGACUGUUGUCGUAUGUGCUUAUUUACAGAUUUAUUUUUUUAAUUUAAAUACCAUCACCUACUGGUGCCUGGAUGUUAUGUAUAUAAGUGAGAUUGUAGUGAAAAUUGUUCAGGCAAAGGCUAGAUUAGUAAUUCCCUGAAGUAGGUAAGUACUGUAAUUCCUGAGUUGUAUCCAUAAACCUUAAUUCAGAAUGUUUUUAGUUUCAGUUAUUUCUCUUGGGAUGGAUACUACACAAUUAACUUGUAAAUUCAUAGGUUCAUUACUAAAUGUCAGUAUUAACACAGAUUAUGGAGGAGAUUUUGGCUAGAAAUGUUUGAAAUAAUCUGUUGCCUUUUCAGACGAUGAUGACGCUUCCUGUCUUGAUUAAUUGUCAGCUGCUGUUUUUGUGAUUGUGGCUCCAGUAGGAUUGUGCUUUUAAGGCCAAUGUGCUAUAGUGGACAAUUAAAUAAAUAUCUUCAUACAAAAUCAUUUCAAGGUAAAUGAAUCUUCAUUGUUCUGUUGUACGUUCGAAGUAUAUCUUAUGUCAAAAUGAAGGUAAUCUACAAAUGUAAUUUGUUAACCAGCACAGGGUUGUCUGUUAUUAAAUGCACCUGACUUUUA
Molecule: messenger RNA, 3517 nt
Organism: Lepisosteus oculatus (spotted gar)
Lineage: Eukaryota; Metazoa; Chordata; Actinopteri; Semionotiformes; Lepisosteidae
Gene: pgap2
Product: post-GPI attachment to proteins 2
Biological process (GO): GPI anchor biosynthetic process
Cellular component (GO): endoplasmic reticulum membrane; Golgi membrane
Source: RefSeq, a predicted model, not a curated record